This is a messenger RNA of Nerophis lumbriciformis (worm pipefish), 5165 nucleotides long. Its product is annotated as transcription initiation factor TFIID subunit 4-like. The record is from RefSeq and is a predicted model, not a curated record. Gene Ontology annotation, biological process: transcription initiation at RNA polymerase II promoter; DNA-templated transcription. Gene Ontology annotation, cellular component: transcription factor TFIID complex. Gene Ontology annotation, molecular function: protein heterodimerization activity; DNA binding; RNA polymerase II general transcription initiation factor activity. Lineage: Eukaryota; Metazoa; Chordata; Actinopteri; Syngnathiformes; Syngnathidae.
GGUCCGAAACGAAAAACGAUGACGUUUUCCUCAAAACGGAGGCGGACAAAAAAGUGGUUAGUGACUUAGCCGAGUCAGCACCGGUUUGCGCAGCUCACGUUAACAACACGACCUUAACGGCGAAUUACACAGAAAACGCAGCUGUCGGUAGUAUUUCUAAUAUUGAAAGCAACCAAAUGGGACUUUCACAACCAGAUUUUGCUAAAACAGCUGUAGGGACAGAAGUGCACGCAUGUGCGAGUGACUGCGUGGAUGGAGCAAGUGGGACAACAUCAGCAACAGAACCGAGCUCGAAAGACCCCGAGAAUAAGUCAGUCUGUGUUGGCGAGCCGGGGAAUAGGCUUGCUCAUACUUUCAAUGGGCGUGUCCUAGUCAACAACAAAGGCGCACCUGUUGGCAGCGGCGCCCACAAACCACAAUCCACUUCCACAGGCGUCGACAACGGACCUGUGACGGAAAACGUCACAACUGUAUCUACAACAUCCAAUGCAAUCAUUCGAACAACUUCUACGAGUUUGAUCAGUCCAGCCACGGUCACGCUUACAAGGCCUCCGAUGCAAACGUGUACCACAGCACGAUGCGCAACUAGCACGGUUGCAAACAGAACUGACUGCCAGAGUGGCGCACAUGUGACAGCUUCAAGUGUCACAGCUAACUCGACAACCCCCGUCAGGAGUCCAGUUGUUAAGCAGAAUCCGAGGAACCAUGGACCCUCCACAAUUGCUGUCACACCCACUGGUGAAAUAAGAGCUGUUACUCCUAAGGUGCUGACCCCCCGAUUCUCCCAGCCACAAAAAAAUGUCCAAAACAUCCAGAUCCCUGCAGGUAUGGUUUUGGUUCGCAGUGAAAGUGGGCAACUGCUGAUGAUUCACCAACAGACUUUGGCUCAGAUGCAAGCUCAGGCACAGUCCCAAAGUGCCGUGACACCACCGACCUCAGCCUCCAGCAGCACAAGCCAGAUCAAAUCUCUGCAGGCCUCACAGGCAUCACUGCUUGCUCGUGUUGUUACCCCCACCACAUUUAUCCAACAAGGCUCAGCUGCCCAGACCACAUUGCCAACUACUUCAACACUGCGGAGACCUCCAGUGCUGCAGAACACUGUCAUGCUAGGAGGAAAUGCCACCACUCUGGAACAAAUGCAAAGAAUCCCAACCACAGUUCAGCCUGCAUCUGCAAUUCGAGGGCUAACACUGAGUUCCGGGUCCUUGGGAGCCACUGGAAACUCUGUCACUCCAACAACAAUAACACCAAUCUCAGCAGAGACACUGCAGAAUGUGAAGAAGUGUAGAGACUUUCUAUCUACGCUGAUAAAACUGGCAUCCAGUAAGAACCAGUCGUCUGAAACCAUCGCCAAUGUCAAAAAGUUGAUCAAGAAUCUGCUGGAAGCAAAGCUCGAGCCUGAAGAGUUUACCACUAGGUUGUACAAGGAGCUUAACUCGUCACCACAGCCUUACCUUGUGCCUUUCCUAAAGCGAAGCCUCCCAGCUCUGCGCCAGUUGACCCCAGAUGCAGACGCUUUUAUCCAGCAGAGCCUCCAGCCUCGUACAAGCGCUCAACCUGCGGCUGUGGCUUCUUCAGCCCUGACAACAGUGGUGAUGCGACCCCCACUUUCCCCCACAGCCGCUAUCUCUGCAGCCACCAGCACUUCUGCAAACAAAACCACCAUUGUCACUGUCUCUCAACCGCCUUAUAGUAAAUCUGGAAUGAUUGUUCCCAAGCAACAAGGGGUGAUGGUGAAGCCUCAGGGGACGUUGGCUCAGUCGUCAAUAGUAACUCUCAGAGGACCAUCUCACAGUUGCAUCAAUCUGGGACAGCCGCCUCUGGUCAAGCAGCUUAAUUCAGUCAAGCAGACUCUGGGUGCUAAAUGUGUUCAAGUUGUCAGCCAAACUCCUCUCCAGGCUGCUCAGAAGAACAAAAUACAGCGAAUAAGCGGUGCAACCUUGAGGGAUGACGACGAUAUCAAUGAUGUGGCCUCAAUGGCCGGAGUAAACCUGUCAGAAGAGAGUGCUUGUAUCCUAGCAACUAACUCAGUGCUUGUUGGUGCUGUGACCCGAUCUUGUAAGGACGAGGCUUUCCUCUCCACGUACUUGCUCUCUCAGAGAGCUCUGGAAAUUGGUAGAAAUUUUGGUGUCCAGGAAUUAGGGGUGAACGUUGUAAACUAUAUUUCCCAUGCUGCUCAGUUCAGACUACAGAGCCUGAUGGAAAAGGUCUCCCAAGUGGCACAGCAGAAGAACUCAACCUUCAAAGAAGAUAAGCGGCAUGAGCAGGUCACCGAAGUGCGAGCCCAGCUCAAAUUCUUCGAGCAGCUGGAUCAGAUGGAGAAGCAGAAGAAAGAAGAGCUGGAGAGGGAGAUCCUCCUGAAGGCUGCCAAGUCUCGGUCACGACAAGAAGACCCAGAGCAGCUCAGGCUGAAACAGAAGGCCAAAGAGAUGCAACAGCAGGAGCUGGCGCAAAUAAGGCAGCGGGAAGCCAACCUAACAGCGCUGGCAGCAAUCGGUCCCAGGAAAAAGCGGAAAAUGGACUCACCUCUCAGGGCUUCUAGCGCAGAGGGCGUAGGGUUGGACUCCAGCCAACCCAGAUGUUCCGGCAGUGAUGGAUCUCGACAGUUAACACGGCAGCGCAUUACUAGGGUUAACCUUCGUGACCUUCUUUUCUGCCUGGAGAACGAAAGAAGCACUGGUCACUCGUGUCUGCUCUAUAAAGGCUUCCUAAAAUAACACUUUUAGCAAAAUUACCAACCUCACUUAGUCAGCUUCGUGAAGUUGACGCCGGCGCCUUUUUUGCUGCAUGUCUUUGAUCCUUCGCUGCCGUGCGAUGUCUGUCAGCGGGAAGAAACUUAUCUGGAACAUUGAAGAGACAGCACAUUUUAAAAGCCUCCUCCAGCCCCGGCCUAUUGUAUUCUCAGAGAUGGAGCAAAUAUCAGUGCAGCGCCCUGAUUUCACAUUGCCCUUCAGCUCACACGCUUUCCCACUCUUCAGUCGCGCUGCACAAAAAUGGGAAAAAAUAUCUUUGCAGAACCGAGAACAUGAGAUGUCAGAGACCCUUUUAGUGUUACUUUAACUGCGUCUGUGUCAGAGCGGCAGAACUUUGUAAAUUGCAAAAAUGUAAUGAAAGCUUUUAACUGCCAUCAUAAUUGGAUUAUUUUAGUUUGAACUGUUUUACAGAGACAUAUUAAUCCUGUUUGCUGAGCUGCCUCUAACCAAAUGGAGUCAUAGUCACUAGAAGGUCAGCAGCUUUUUUUUUUAUUUUGCUGCCUAGAAUAUUAGAUAUUUUAUUUACAACAAGUUUUAAUUGCACUAAUAAUUUCAAAUGCAUAUUAGUGAACUUGGCACUGUUUUAGAAUGUCAAUUUGAAUAUUGUGGUAGACAUGAGUCUCAAUGCAUCCAGAUAGUAUUCACAUCGCUUCCCCUUUUCCACUUUAUCUACAGCAUUAUUCCAAAAUGGAAUACAUUCAUUUUUGUCCUCAAAAUUCGACACACAAUACCUUUUUAAUGACAAAGUGAAAAGGGGUUAAAAAAAAAAAAAGCUCAUCAAACUUAUUAAAAGAUAAAAAGGUACGUAAGUAUUCACAGCCUUUGCUCAAUACUUUGUUGAUGCACUUUUUGCAGCAAUUACAUUUUCAAGUAUUUUUGAAUGUAAUACAACAUGCUUGGCACACCUAUCUUUGAGCAGUUUCGCUCAUUCCUCUUUGCAGCACCUCUCAAGCUCCAUCAGGUGUAAUGGGAAGCGUUGGUUCUCAUCCAGGAUGUCUCUGUUAAUCGCGGCAUUCAUCUUUCCCUCUAUCCCAUUUUCUGACACUAAAAAACAUCCCCACAGCAUGAUGCUGCCACCACCAUGCUUCACUGUAGGGAUGGUAUUGGCCUGGUGAUGAGCGGUCCUUGGUUUUCUCCAAACAUGAUGCCUGGCAUUACACCAAAGAGUUCAAUCUUUGUCCCAUCAGAUCAGAAGAAGUUGUUUUAUGGUCUGAAAAUCUUUCAGGUGCAUUUUGGAAAACUUUUUACUAAGAAAUGGCUUCCAUCUGGCCACUCUACCAUACAGAUCUGAUUAGUGGUUUGCUGCAGAGGUGGUUGUCCUUCUAGAAGGUUCUCCUCUCUACAAAGAGGAAUGCUGUAGCUCUGACAGAGUGACCAUCGGGUUCUUGGUCACCUCCCUGACCAGACUAAAAUGAAUGCAGUAGUGUACAGAGACAUCCUGGAUGAAAACCAUUGCUUCCCGUCCAACCUGAUGGAGCUUGAGAGGUGCUGCAAAGAGGAAUGGGCAAUACUGCCUAAAGAUAGGUGUGCCAAGCUUGUGGCAUCGUGUUCAUCAACAAAGUAUUGAGCAAAGGUUGUGAAUACAUACGUACAAGUGAUUUUGUAUUUUUUGAAUUUUUGAUAAAUGUACAAAAUGUUUAAAAAAAACAAACCUUCACAUUGUCUAUGGGGUAUUGUCUGUAGAAUUAUGUGGACACAAUGAAUGUAUUCCAAUUUUGAAUAAGGCUGUAACAUAACAAAAUGUGUAAUAAGUGAAGCGCUGUGAAUUAUGUCUGAAUGCACUGUGUCAGCAAGUGUCUUGUUUAUCUUUCUGAAGAAGAUUGCUGAAUAUUUGCUGGACUGAUGUUUUUAAAAUCAUCAUCAUGACAUUUUCUUGUCAGUCUCAGUCAAGUAAGUGCAGACAUGUCUGCUAUAGAGAAGUGGAAGAUGAUUAGUUAACCCAACAAAUAUGUUAUUGUUUGGUUCAUUAAAAUAAUGGAGGGAUAUUUUUAGGGCAAAAGGGUUGCCAGUAAAUACUUUUAGGGCACAAUGCAAGUCCAAAUUGGACAAAAGUUAUUGUCUUAAAAAUAUAUUUUCAAGCAGUUACUAUUUGUUUGCAUUUUAUUGUUUUUAACAUUAAAACAUGCACUUUGACAGAUAUUUUAUAAAAUUUGCCAGUCAGAUUGAUAACUAUACAUAUAUUUAUUGGUCUUCACUUUGAAUGUAAACAUGUUUUUGUACAUUUUAUUAAUGUAUAAACAAACAUUUGCUACUUAAAAUUAAUAUGUUGAUACAGCAACUAUUUUCUCAUAUCACAAAGGUCACAUCUAUAACGGUGUCUUACCAUUGUGUGUAAAUUUGUAAAUAUCUGCAUUAAAACAAGUUUUGAUUUUUAUUUUUUUUACAAUGGACUGAAAUAAAUCCGAUAAAUAA